AUAUACGAUCUCUUUAGGACAUAACCCACCGAGAGCACCCAACCCAACAAGUUAUAAAAAAACAACAAAAAACAAAACAAGAAGAAAGAAGGCGGCGGGGAAGAAGAAGAGGUGAAGAAAUCGAAGGCCAAAGAGAUGGAACAAGAGAGUGGUUAUUCGGACAAGGUUUUGUACUCCUUCCUCGCCGGAAACGACGUCGUCAUCGGCGGCGGAGAUCACACGUCGACGACCAUGCAGAGCUUCUGCGGCUCAUCGUCGUACUAUCCUCUGGCGAUCUCAGGCGUCGGAGAGACGAUGGCUCAGGACAGAGCUCUGACGGCUCUAAGGAAUCACAAGGAAGCUGAGAGAAGGAGGAGAGAGAGGAUCAAUUGCCAUCUCAACAAGCUCAGAAACGUUCUCUCCUGCAAUUCCAAGACAGACAAAGCCACAUUGCUGGCAAAAGUGGUUCAGCGCGUGAAGGAACUCAAACAAGAAACCCUAGAAAUCUCCCGCACCGAAACCCUACCCUCGGAAGCUGACGAGGUCAGUGUAUUACACUUUGGAGACUACUGUUCCAACGACGGUCGAAUCAUCUUCAAGGCCUCUCUUUGCUGCGAAGACCGGUCUGAUCUCUUACCAGAUCUCAUGGACAUGCUGAAGUCUCUCCAGAUGAAAACGCUUCGAGCCGAGAUGGCGACACUCGGCGGCCGGACAAGAAGCGUUCUGGUCGUAGCCGCCGGCAAGGAACACGGCGUCGAGUCCGUGCAUUUCCUCCAGAACGCCCUCAAGUCGCUGCUCGAACGGUCGAGCAAGCCGUUGAUGGAACGCUCUGGCGGCGCCGGUGGUGGAGAUCGAUCGAAACGACGUCGUGCUUUGGAUCGCAUCAUCAUGGUUUAAAUCAAUGAUAUAGGGCUUAAUAAAUUAAUAAAAAACCUUUUUUAUUUUUAUGCUUUGGUUUAUCUCCAUUAAUAUAUAUAUAUGUAUAAGUUGUGUGUGCUGUAAGUAGGUUUGGUACGUGUUUUGUUAGAAGAAAAAGAAAAAGAAAACAAAUUAUAAUAUAUAUAUAUAUAUAUAUAUAUGGAUUUUAGGUUUUCUCUUUCCUUUUUUCCCCUUUUUUCGGUAUGUGGAAUAUCUGGUGAGGCGCAGAAGAAUCUAAGAGACAGAUGUGAUUGGUGAAGUUUGAAGGACAUAUAUACAUGCAUGCAUGCAAUACGUAUAUGUACAUGCAUAUACAUAUAUACGAGAAAAAUCGAUGUAUGUAUGUAUAUGCAUAGUUGUGUCCUUGACGGGCUGAUGUUUGUAGAAUCUUUUGUGAAUUUUGGAAAGAAAAAAAAAAGGGUUGUUUGUUUUUCUGUGAGUUUCAAAGUGAUAUUAUGUCA
Messenger RNA from Tarenaya hassleriana, 1358 nucleotides. Its product is annotated as transcription factor bHLH106-like. NCBI's taxonomy places the organism in Eukaryota, Viridiplantae, Streptophyta, Magnoliopsida, Brassicales, Cleomaceae. The transcript has 2 exons. Bases 136 to 876 code for a protein of 246 amino acids. Gene Ontology annotation, biological process: regulation of DNA-templated transcription. The record is from RefSeq and is a predicted model, not a curated record. Gene Ontology annotation, molecular function: protein dimerization activity; DNA-binding transcription factor activity.